Acanthopagrus latus (yellowfin seabream) is the source of this 3139-nucleotide messenger RNA. Its product is annotated as serine/threonine-protein kinase MARK1-like. Gene Ontology annotation, biological process: protein phosphorylation; microtubule cytoskeleton organization; intracellular signal transduction. The record is from RefSeq and is a predicted model, not a curated record. Gene Ontology annotation, molecular function: tau-protein kinase activity; protein serine/threonine kinase activity; ATP binding. NCBI's taxonomy places the organism in Eukaryota, Metazoa, Chordata, Actinopteri, Spariformes, Sparidae. The coding region runs from base 302 to 2689 and encodes 795 amino acids. Gene Ontology annotation, cellular component: cytoplasm. The transcript is spliced from 18 exons.
CCUCUCCCUCCCUCUCUCUGUCUCUCUCUCUCUCUCUCUCUCCCUCAGACUCUCUUUCUUCCUUUUUUUUCUGUCUGCCACUAGCCUACCUGAGGGGAAGUGCACAAAGCCAAUAAGAAAAUCUGGCGUGUCGGCGGGGCCUGUGCGCGCGCUAUGCUGCGGUAAAAGGCCGCCGUUUGCGGUGUUUACAGGGGAUGUAGAGAGGGGGACGGAGGCACCGCUCUCCCCCGACGGACCGCGCCGUGUCUGCUCUGCUCUGCCCAGCCCGCUGCAUCGCUGAGCGGCCCGCGAAGCACACAAGAUGUCGACCAGAACGCCAUUGCCCACCGUGAACGAGCGUGACACCGAGAACCACUCGUCGGUGGACGGCUUUGUUGAACCCCCAGUCCCUCCGACAAAGUCUGCGAGUCGCCACAGUCUGCCGCGAUGCCGCAACUCUUUCACCCUUUCAACCACGGACGAGCAACCCCAUAUUGGCAAUUACCGCCUCCUCAAGACCAUUGGGAAGGGGAACUUCGCCAAGGUGAAGCUGGCACGACAUGUCCUGACUGGACGAGAGGUGGCGGUGAAGAUUAUAGACAAAACCCAGCUGAAUCCCACCAGUCUACAGAAGCUCUUCAGGGAAGUCCGAAUAAUGAAGCUACUGAAUCAUCCAAAUAUAGUGAAACUGUUUGAGGUGAUUGAGACAGAGAAGACACUUUAUUUGGUGAUGGAGUAUGCCAGUGGUGGAGAAGUAUUUGAUUAUCUAGUGGCUCAUGGCAGAAUGAAGGAGAAGGAGGCCAGGGCCAAGUUCAGACAGAUUGUGUCUGCAGUGCAGUAUUGUCACCAGAGGAGGAUAGUACAUCGGGAUCUAAAGGCGGAGAACCUGUUGUUAGACGCUGAUAUGAACAUCAAGAUAGCCGACUUUGGCUUCAGUAAUGAGUUCACUGUGGGAAGCAAGCUGGACACCUUCUGUGGCUCCCCGCCGUACGCUGCUCCGGAGCUCUUCCAGGGAAAGAAGUACGAUGGGCCAGAAGUGGAUGUCUGGAGCCUCGGGGUCAUUCUCUACACACUGGUUAGCGGAUCACUGCCCUUUGACGGACAAAACCUAAAGGAGCUGAGGGAGAGGGUCCUGCGGGGGAAGUACCGUAUUCCUUUCUACAUGUCCACAGACUGUGAAAACCUGCUGAAGAAACUACUUGUGCUCAACCCAGUCAAACGAGGCAGUUUGGAGCAAAUCAUGAAAGACCAUUGGAUGAAUGUGGGUCACGAGGAGGAGGAGCUAAAACCUUACAUUGAGCCAGAGGCGGACUUCAGUGAUUCAUCCAGAAUAGAGCUCAUGGUGACAAUGGGCUUCCCUAAAGAUGAGAUCACAGACUCUCUACAAGCCCAGAAGUACGAUGAUGUCAUGGCCACCUACCUGCUGCUGGGCAGAAAAGCUCCAGAGUUCGAGGGGAGCGAGCCCCUGACUAACAGCGUCCUGGGGCAGCGCCAGCGACCGACCAGUGACAUCAACAACAGCUCCAGCAUUUCUCCCGCCCAUCCCAAGGUCACGCGCAGCAUCUCGGCCAAUCAGAAGCAGCGCCGCUACAGUGAUCAUGGUGGGGAUGAUGAUGGUGGUGGUGGUGGUGGUGGUGUCGUAGAGAAGCCAAUGGGUCCGUCUGUGCCCCCGGCGGUGUCGUAUACGAAGCGUGGCCAGGCCCUGAGUGUGGAAAGUGACCACAGGGAGGAGUGGGACGGAGCACGCCGGCUGGAGCUCAGCACCUCGAAAGGAGACGUUCCCGCUUCACCACUGGGGGUGCAGGAGAGGAAGAAAACUACAAGUGCUGUGGGGACUAAUGGAUCAAUGACUCGUAGGAACACAUAUGUGUGUGAACGAUCCUCUACUGACCGCUAUCCAGCUAUUCCCAAUGGCAAAGACAGCAGUUUAACCGAGGUGUCAGGUAGCACCCCAUCGACUGCGAUCAGCUCCACACGACCUCGUCACACCAAGUCCAUGUCAUCGUCAGGGCAUCCUUCAAAAAGCACACUGCCCCCCAUCGAUGACAACACAGAGCUUAAAGCCAGCUCUUCUCCUCGGGGUCCCUCCACCUCUCCGUCCGCACACAGUAUUAGCACCCCAGAGAAGAACCGCUUCCCCCGCGGCACCACCAGUCGCAGCACCUUCCACGGAGCUCAGCUCAGAGACCGGCGCAGUGCUACCUACAACGGCCCCCCGGCUUCACCAACGCUGUCCCAUGAUACAGGAGCUCUCGCUCAGCAACGCAGGGGCACCUCCACCGGGAUCAUUAGCAAGAUCACCUCAAAGUUUGUCCGCAGGGUGCCUAGUGAAGGAGAGGCCAGUGCCAGGACAGAAACACCAAGAAGUGCGUCAGGUGACACUAAGGAGGAAGGCAGCCGAGACUCCAAGCCCCGCUCGCUGCGUUUCACCUGGAGCAUGAAGACCACCUCCUCCAUGGAGCCCGCCGAGAUGAUGAGGGAGAUCCGAAAGGUUCUGGAUGCCAACAGCUGCGAUUACGAGCAGCGCGAACGCUUCCUGCUCUUCUGUGUCCACGGCGACGCUCGCCAGGACAACCUGGUCCAGUGGGAGAUGGAAGUGUGCAAGCUGCCCCGCCUUUCGCUCAACGGCGUGCGCUUCAAGAGGAUAUCGGGCACGUCCAUCGCCUUUAAGAAUAUCGCCUGCAAAAUUGCCAAUGAGCUCAAACUGUGACAGCAGAUGGAGUCCCAGUCAGUCUUUGGUGAGCUCUGGUUACGGUCUCAUCUCAUCACUGGAUUAGUGUUGACAUACAGGACAAAAAUUCAGCACUGAAGAUCCUCGCCGCUCAGAAUCAGGGUGGACUUGGCUGGUAACGUGCAAUACUGGCCACGAAUGUACUGUACAGGGUAGUGGAUCAGAGCGAUAUCGCAAGGUUUUAACCUCUGUGAUGGAGAGAUAGCAAAAACAGCUAAACCCAACCCCACCCCUUUUUUUUUUCUCUCUUCCGUCCGGCCCUUUGUCUCUCUCAUCAGCCCGCUGCUCCUCGUCAUAGGACACAUUCAUGUAACACAUGCAGUAUGCAACUGAAGAUGACCAUCCUGCAAUAAUGUUUUCAAUCUCUUUUUCUAAAACGCCUACUUCAAGAUCUACUCUUCUCGCUGAAUAACCAUUAAAAUUACUGAA